Spodoptera littoralis (African cotton leafworm) is the source of this 2256-nucleotide messenger RNA. The record is from the annotation of a GenBank genome assembly. Lineage: Eukaryota; Metazoa; Arthropoda; Insecta; Lepidoptera; Noctuidae.
AUGUCUUCUAAAGACAAGAUAGACCACCUCCCGGGAUUUGAUGCCCCGGAAGAUGCGUUGACAGUGGGAGAUGAAACCCCGAAUAAUAAGAAAAAAAAGAAGUCUGGUGGGGUUCAGUGGAUGGGAUUAAGUUUCCCAAUACUUAAAGGAUUGACAAAACGAGGAUAUAAGCAGCCAACUCCAAUUCAGCGCAAGACGAUACCUCUUGCGCUGACAGGCAAAGAUGUAGUUGCUAUGGCCCGAACAGGGUCGGGUAAAACGGCAUGUUUUGUCCUCCCUAUAUUGGAGAAACUGCUGGCUCCAAACACCAAGCCUAUGCCUGGAAAGAACUUCAGAGCUCUCAUCCUAUCACCUACUAGGGAGUUGGCUUUACAGACAUUAAGAUUUGUAAGAGAGCUUGGGAAGUUCACCGGGCUGUCUUCAGCAGCUAUUCUCGGUGGAGAGUCAAUAGAGCAGCAGUUCAGUGUGAUGUCCGGUACAGCCCCAGACAUUGUGGUCGCAACUCCAGGACGUUUCCUUCACAUCUGUAUCGAGAUGAGCUUGAAACUUGAUAAUAUACAGGUCAUAGUAUUUGACGAAGCUGAUCGCCUCUUUGAGCUUGGUUUUGGAGAACAACUGCGAGAAAUCGUUGCCCGGUUACCAUCAUCCCGUCAAACCCUGUUAUUUUCGGCAACAUUACCAAAAAUGCUGGUGGAAUUUGCCAGAGCGGGUCUGACUGACCCGACCCUAGUGAGGUUGGAUGUGGAUUGGAAGCUACCAUCAACUUUGUGGCUGGGUUGGAUCGCAGUGAGAGCGGAAUUAAAGACAGCUGCCCUGUUGAUUCUGUUAGACAGAGUUUUAACCCCAAAAACACCGCAAGCAGUUGUCUUUGCAGCCACUAAGCAUCAUGUCGAGUAUUUGAACUUAAUUCUACAGCAGGCAGGCAUAUCAUCUACAUACGCGUACUCCGGCCUCGACGCAUCGGCUCGUAAAAUAGCUCUCGGUCGCUUCACCAACAAGAAGUGCUCAGUAUUAAUAGUUACAGACGUCGCUGCUAGAGGUCUCGACCUGCCCGCUCUAGAUACUGUCAUCAAUUACAACUUCCCCGCCAAACCAAAGCUUUUUGUGCAUAGAGUUGGUCGCAGUGCACGAGCCGGCCGCGCGGGUCGUGCAUUCUCCCUCAUAGCACCAGAAGAUGUCGCUCAUCUACUAGAUCUACAACUCUUCCUCGGAGCAGAGCUCAUAUCUCCAUCUCAAGUCAAAGAGAGAGGAUCCGCAUGUCCCAGUGGAGUCUGGGGCGCCAUACCUACGUCACAACUCGAGCUGAGGCAUCAGGAUAUUAUGGCGUGGGAGAAGAAUGUAUCAGAAAUUGAAGACGCAGCCCGAGUAUGUGGCCGUGGUUGGCAGCAAUAUAUAAAAUGGCGCGAGGCUGCCUCGGCCGAGGCCAACAAGCGCGCCAAGCUGACCAACUUCCCAGUAGUCGCGCACCCCUUCUUAGUAGACGAGACGGAAAUCGCAGCUGUUGAUAUGAUUGAGAAAAUUAAGAAUUAUACACCUAAAGGAACGAUAUUAGAACUGGCCGCUAAGAACGACGCUCCGAGCUAUUUGGCUAUGAAGAGGAAGAAACAAGUACAUGGCAAGACGGUACAGAAAGUACGAGACAACAAGAAAUUGAUGGCUGAAGGCGUGUUAGAAGACACAAGCAACAUAAAGAGUCGUCCGCCGAACCAACCUCCUAAAAAGAAGAAGAAAGAAGUAGUUCGCGAUGAGAACUACAUCUCACAUUAUGCUAGCGACCAGCAUACUGAAAUGGGUAUGGCGGUGAACUUCGCGGCGGGCGCUGCGUCUGCGCAGCUGGAGCUGGGCGCCGACAGCGGGGACGCGGCGCGCGCGCAACACGCCAUGCUGCGCUGGGACAGGAAGCGGAAGAAGAUGGUGCACGUUGAUCCGGACGGAGGUCGCAAGAUGAUUCGUACAGAGAGUGGCGGGCGCGUCCCCGCGUCGUACCGCAGCGGUCGGUACGACGAGUGGAGGAAACGAAAUGUCGCUGAUGCAGGCUCCGACGAUGAACAGGGACACGACACUAAUAGGAAGAAAGCUGCUUCAGAAUUCAGACCCCACUGGGUGAAACACAACGAGCGCGUCGCCAAGAAAUCAGCGGAGGCCAAGUCUAAAGAGUUUAAGAACAAACAACAAAUCGUGAAGGAAAGAAUACGGAAAGAAAAGAUUAAACAGAAACUCAAGUUUAAAAAUAACAAGAAAAAGAAGAGGAAAUAA